CAUUGCCAUGGGCACACAGUGACACACGCAGGGCUGUCGGUCUCGGUGUCUGCCUGAGACAUUUUCACCUCCACUGUGAAACAGUAAAUCAGUCGAUCAUAAUUCAUAACCUAACCACUUUAUCUGCUCUCCCAACUUCUCGUUACGUUCUUGGCCGUCUCUCUGGAACUCGCAGCCAUCUGAGACCAAAACUCAAGAUCGCAUCUUCCUUCCGGCAAUGGCGGAAGCUCAAACCGAGAAAUCCCUGACCCUAUCUGAGCAAUAUUUGUUGGAGAAAGAGAAGCCUGAUGUGACUACAAAAGCUGUGGAAGCAAAAGAAGUUGAAAAUCCAGCAACUUCUGCAUCCAAGGAAGUUGUCUCUGAGAAAGUGGAGGAAACACCAGCUGCUGCUGCUGAGGAAAGCACCGAAGCCCCACCUGCUGAAGUUGCUGCCAAAGAAAGCACUGAGGCCAGUUCUGCUGUUGUAGGUGGUGCUGAAGAUGCUCCUGCUGAGGAAAGCAGUGAAACCACUGAAGAGAAUUCUGGUGAUGCUGAAGAGACACCUGAGAUAAAGCUUGAGACUGCACCAGCAGAUUUUCGAUUCCCAACUACAAAUCAAACAAGGCAUUGCUUUACUCGAUACAUUGAAUAUCAUCGCUGCAUAGCUGCCAAGGGAGAAGGUGCCCCAGAGUGCGAUAAGUUUGCAAAAUAUUAUCGCUCACUAUGCCCUGGUGAAUGGGUAUGUAUCUUUCAGGCUAUUUCUCUCAUGUAAUCCUCGUUUAUUUAUUUGCUUGUUUCCUUUUUGCUCUUAUGAUGACAAGUUUUUUUUUGCUGAACUACUGCUAUUCCUUACUCACCUGUGUUAUAUGCGGUGAGGCUUGUGCCCUCCUAUCAUGUGGACAGAGGUGUUUUUUACGGCAAUACUGGCCUUUAGUUGAGGAUAUGCUUAUGGUAAUGGCACUGUCAGAUCAGAGUGUGAAAUAUGUCUUAAGUGAAUCAUUUUACUUGUUGGAAAGGUUUUUCUUUCAUUUUUAAUAGAUGGUUUUUACUUGUUGAUACAACGACUUGUCAUGAUAAAAGUUGAGGCAAAAGAAGAGGUAGGAAAAAAAUGUUUGGCUUUAUCCACUCCACUUGAUUGAAUUUUUUAAAACCAGAAUACACCAAUAAAUUAGUGCUUUGGUUCCAUAUCUUUUAAGAUUUUGCCAGAAGAUUAUCUCUGGUCUAUCAUACUUUGACUCUAAAAAAUGAAGAGCUGGUUCUAUGUUAAGUCCAAAUGUCUCUGAGGUUGAAAGAAACCAUGUUUGUUUACAAUACAUUAUGAUGUGCAUU
Messenger RNA from Rubroshorea leprosula, 1308 nucleotides. Lineage: Eukaryota; Viridiplantae; Streptophyta; Magnoliopsida; Malvales; Dipterocarpaceae. The record is from the annotation of a GenBank genome assembly.